GCAUACACUUCGCCAAGGACACCGAGGACAACCAACGAGUUUCUAUUUUGAUAAACAUUUGGCAUCAUGGCCUUUGUUGUCAAAUUCAAAACAAAAUCGCAUGGCUUCGAUUUCGAUUACUAAUGACAUGUCAUUGAAAAAAGUUUGCAAAGCCUUUGGAUAAUUUGUAUGCUUUUAAUUGAUGAUUUUCUUGUCUGUCACUGAAUGGCGCACUCACUGGCUCACCAUUUCGAUUGAAGGAGCGGUCAAUUUCGACAACAAAGGGGUUUUAUCUCGUGAUCGCUCCACCUUGCAUGUAAGCCUUUCCCAACCAUAACAUUGCUUGUGCUACUUCAAUCUGAUAAGGUCUAAAACCAGUCCUCUAUUAGCAAUGCGCAAAAGCGCGUGGCAUUACUUACUAUGCAAGGUGUGUAAAUUGGUGUGCAUGCAGGAUGAACGUGGUCUUUAGGGAGGGCUGGCGGUAGGCUGAGCUUUAAUGCAAAGGUCUAGCUGUGAUUUAGGAGGCUUUGUAACCUGAAUUAGUUGAUGAAUUUUCUAUCGAUCCUAAACAAGCCUAGAUUCAUCUCUGACAGCCUUCCGCUGCGCACAGCACACGCCAGGGUAUUCUCUCACCGUUAUUAGCGAGUGCAUUUAAGAGCUUUGGCAAGCACGAACACACGGCAGCAUUACUUUUCUCCUGCACUUGUUUUUAAAAGCUUCAGGAGGAAAGAAAAACAAGAUAUCACGGAUUUAGUUUGACUGCUGUCGUGCCCACAUGGGCUAGGGCGCAACAUGUCGUUAUUGUCUGUAUUGUUUAACGAAUAUGGGAGGUGAGGGACUAUAGUAUGUUCUAGACUGUUUAAAAACGUGGUGGUAUUUCAAUCUGGCAUGGCUGUUUUGGGUUGUUAUUGUUUUGAUUCGCUAGCUUGCUUAUGUCUCGCGUGCCAAUGUGUAAAAAGUAUGCAACAUUCGAAUGCCACAAAGUAUGCCCAGAUGAUGUGCGGGGUCUGUUAUGCCUAUAUCCCAUUUCCUUAUCCGGGAAGAGUCAGGCUCCACGCCAUUGGCUCCCGCUGUCACAUGGAUUCUUAACUUUGUUCACUUGACAGAAAGUAGGAGGGUUCAGCGAUACAGGGAAACCAGUUAAGGGAUAGAUAUAAAUUUUAGUAUAUUUUGUGUGCAAUUCAAAGAAAUUAAUGGCCAUGAGUUCCUAUUUGAUAAACUCCAACUAUGUGGAUCCCAAGUUUCCACCGUGCGAGGAAUAUUCACAGAAUGACUACCUACCCAGCCACUCUCCGGACUAUUAUAGCGCCCAGAGGCAAGAGCCAGCGUUUCAGCAUGAGUCGAUCUACAACCAGCGGUCGGGCUGCGCCGACCCGUCUUACACUCCGUGCCAGGGUCCGGGGCAGCCCGCGGUGGUGAUGUCUCCUCGGGGUCACGUCCUCCCCCCAACCGGACAUUCAACCUCUCUCCCGGAGCCAAACCAUCAUUGCGACUCGGUAACUCCGAGCCCUCCACCCGCUUGUGGACAGAAUCUCCUUAACCAAAGCACUUCUUCGGCUAGCUCUCGCAAGGAUCCCGUGGUUUACCCCUGGAUGAAGAAAGUCCACGUAAACAUUGUGAGUCCAAAUUACUCAGGGGGUGAACCCAAACGCUCGCGGACAGCCUACACGCGACAGCAGGUCUUGGAGCUCGAAAAGGAGUUCCACUACAACCGCUACCUGACCCGGAGACGGAGGGUAGAGAUCGCUCACACUCUCUGUCUGUCUGAGCGCCAAAUCAAAAUCUGGUUUCAGAACCGACGGAUGAAAUGGAAGAAAGACCACAAGCUACCCAACACAAAGAUCCGGUCCAACAAUUCCUCGUCGAACAACACAACAAACUCGCAAAACAGCAGCCAUGCGCUAGAGAGCUCUCAGAACCGAACCAGUGGACCUCCGCCGAGCCUAUAGCCCACCCCAUCUAUCACGCUACUCCAGUACCACCACUACCCAACCACCUAUACCAUGCACUUUGGAAACCUUUGUUUCUGGGGGGAAGCAUGGACGUUUCUUCAUGCCUACCUCCCCCAUCUAUUCAAUUACAGGGAUGUUUCAAGAAGGGUAAACGAGAGGGGGGUUAAAAACAGGAGAGGUUUAGAUAAAAAAAAUAGAAACGGGGAGAAGACUCAAAUGUAAACACUUCUCCUGGUCCUUUUUUGCCACCCCUCCCUCCCUCCUCUCUCUCUCUCUCUCUCUCUCUCUCUCUCUCUCUCUCUCUCUCUC
Molecule: messenger RNA, 2240 nt
Organism: Hypomesus transpacificus
Lineage: Eukaryota; Metazoa; Chordata; Actinopteri; Osmeriformes; Osmeridae
Gene: hoxb4a
Product: homeobox B4a
Exons: 2
Coding region: 1173-1928 (251 amino acids)
Biological process (GO): regulation of transcription by RNA polymerase II; embryonic skeletal system morphogenesis; anterior/posterior pattern specification
Cellular component (GO): nucleus
Molecular function (GO): DNA-binding transcription factor activity, RNA polymerase II-specific; RNA polymerase II cis-regulatory region sequence-specific DNA binding
Source: RefSeq, a predicted model, not a curated record